Molecule: messenger RNA, 3231 nt
Organism: Phasianus colchicus (ring-necked pheasant)
Lineage: Eukaryota; Metazoa; Chordata; Aves; Galliformes; Phasianidae
Gene: TBC1D20
Product: TBC1 domain family member 20
Biological process (GO): positive regulation of GTPase activity; endoplasmic reticulum to Golgi vesicle-mediated transport
Cellular component (GO): endoplasmic reticulum membrane
Molecular function (GO): GTPase activator activity
Source: RefSeq, a predicted model, not a curated record
GGCGGGGGAGCGGGUGGGGGCGCGGAAGGGACGGGACCGGACCGGGCGGUGCGGGAGCGCCCAGCCCCAACCCGGCCCGGCCGUCGGCCCGGCAUGCGCCGCAGCGCCCGGGAACAAACAUGGCCCGGCGGAGCCCGCCGCGCAACGGCGUCGGCGGCCACGACUUUGACUCUAAGAAGAAAAGAAAAGUGGCAGAAAUUUACCAGGCCCUGAACAGCGACCCUAUUGAUGUGGCAGCACUCAGGCGAAUGGCCAUCAGUGAAGGAGGGCUGCUGACUGAUGAGAUCCGCUGCAAAGUGUGGCCAAAGCUGCUGAGUGUCAACACAGAUGACCUGCCCCCCCUGCCAGCAGGAAAGGAGCUGCGGGAGGACAAUAAGGAUUACCAGCAGGUGUUACUGGAUGUACGGCGCUCCCUGCGGCGCUUCCCACCAGGGAUGCCGGAUGACCAGAGAGAGGGGCUGCAGGAAGAGCUCAUUGAUAUUAUCCUCCACGUCCUGAAGCGCAACCCACAGCUGCACUACUACCAGGGCUACCACGACAUCGUGGUCACUUUCCUCCUGGUGGUUGGGGACAGGCUGGCCACAGCUCUGGUGGAGAAGCUCUCGACGCAUCAUCUCAGGGAUUUUAUGGACCCAACAAUGGAUAAUACCAAGCACAUUUUGAAUUACCUGAUGCCCAUCAUAGACCAGGUGAACCCUGAGGUGCAUGACUUCAUGCAGAGUGCGGAAGUGGGAACCAUCUUUGCUCUCAGCUGGCUCAUCACGUGGUUUGGGCACGUUCUGUCUGACUUCAGGCACGUCGUGCGAUUAUACGACUUCUUCCUGGCUUGCCAUCCACUGAUGCCCAUUUAUUUUGCUGCUGUGAUUGUGCUUUACCGGGAGCAGGAAGUUCUGGACUGCGAGUGCGACAUGGCCUCAGUGCACCACCUCCUGUCCCAGAUCCCACAGGACCUUCCUUAUGAGACUCUGAUCAGCAGAGCAGGGGACCUUUUUGUUCAGUUUCCUCCAUCUGAGCUUGCCAGGGAGGCAGCACAGCAGCAGGCUGAGCGGACCGCGGCUUCCACUUUUAAGGACUUUGAGUUGGCAUCAGUGCAGCAAAGACCAGACACUGUGUUGAGACAGCGCUUCAGGGAGAGGCUCCGAGGGGAGGAGCGGACAAAAUCCAUUUUGACAAAGCCAAGGACCAACCGUUUUGUCAAGCUGGCAGUGAUGGGGCUGACGGUGGCACUGGGAGCAGCUGCCCUGGCUGUGGUGAAGAGUGCACUGGAGUGGGCACCCAAGUUUGAACUGCAGAUUUUCCCCUGAAGCCAAAGGAAGUGCUUUCCUUGUUGUCACAUCCCACGUCGACACGGAAUGAUGUUUGGAAGGACGUGUCUGGAAACAACCUGUCUGAAGAGUUUUCUAUUCUUGCUGCGUCCCGUGAUGCUCUUGGCCUUUGUGACAGAGACUGAUGGGAACCAGUCCAGCAGGAUUGUUCCCCACACCAACACUCACCUUGUUUUCUCCUCCCCGUGCAGGGGCAAGCAGAUGGACACUGCCACUGUACGGAUGAGUCUGACUCUUCAGCCUUGUGCAAGUGACCACAAGUGGUGAGCUGUGCACGGGCUGUGCCGAGGCAAUCCCACAUCCUCUAUUGGGGAUAAUCAGUGGGAGCGAGGGCGUGUGCUCACCUAGGGGAGAGUUUCAGGGCAGGGUUUGGCCUGCUUAGUGGUGAGGGGCUUGUACAUGCUCCUGUGGAAUAGAGGAGCCCUCUGGCUCUGUAUCACUGGCUGCCAGGGCAGCCUGCCUUCUCCAUUUGCAUUCACCAGUGCUCUGACCUUUCUCUUUCCUUACAGGCAGCCUCUCAGUAGAACCAAACCUGUACCAAGCCCCUGUCAGCACCCUGCCAUGAGGUCAUCUCCAAUGCAUAACAAUUUGUGAUUCCACUUUCUUGUUUGUGGACUGGUCAGCUUGCAGGGGACAGGUCCAGCGGGGUCCUCUUCUGGCAACAGCAGCACAGUCGUGUAUCAGGUCAGUGAGGUGAUUCAGGCCUUGUUCAUCCUGCCUGUGCCAGAUCCCAUCACAAGCAUUAGCAGAGCUGUUAACACUGCUGAUUUUCACAGCUCGGGGAGCAGACUCCAAAGUGGAGAAUGGCUUUUUUUUUACAGUUGGAAACAGUUUGCACAGGACAAAAAUCUGCUGCAGACAUCUGUCAUAAUUCUCCCCUACGAGCUGAUCAGAUUCAGUGACUCCCCUCAGAAUAACACAGAUGAGGGAUUUCUCAGAAAGGCCACCCCAGUGCUGCGUACCCCACCUGGCCCAGCCUUGCUGCUCCCUGCCUGCCAAGAAAGCUCUGCAGCAAAUUCUGCUCAAGAGCUCUGUAUCCCACUGACACAAAGCCAAUAGACACUCUAUGCCUCUACCUCCCCCCUGAACUGCUAAACCUCCCACAAGUGCCCUUACCUGCCCUGACUGGUUCCCACCCAGCUGCCUGCCCCUGCUGUCUUGUGCCCAAAGCCAUCCGUGCUGUGCCCAGGGGCUGCACACCUGAAAAGUAGAUGUUGGUUGAAGAGUUGUAGAUUUCUGGUUGUAGAAGGAAGCUCAUGCCCUGCAAGGCUCAGCACCCUCCUAUCCCUGACCACCUGUGUGCAAAUUCAUCACCACAUCCAUGCAAGUUUUGGAUUGCCCCAUGGGCCCUCGCUCUGUGACGCAGGUAGGGAAGCAGGACCUGGGCCCUCACCUGUGUUGGCAUCUCCUGGUCGUGCCACUUACUGGUGCCAGCACCAGGGCUCUCUCUGCCUCUCCUGAGGGCUGGUGGCUGUUUCCAUGGCAGAAGGCAGAGUGCUUUCCUGCACGUGUGUGGACUGGCACUAUGGGGCAGCAGCAGCCUCUGUCAAGGCAGUAACAGUGAGGGAAGCAGGCUGUGACUUUGCACUUUAGAAAUUUGUGGUACCAGAGUUUGUGGUGGCUGUGCCACGAGCUGGAGGUGCUGCUGGGGGUCCCGUGCCACUCCUGGGCAGUGCAGUGCUUGGAUGCCCUCUGCCCUCAGGUGAGGGGUGUGUGGGGCACAGAGCCCUCCUGCAGCCCCCUGCUCUCUGCCCACCGUGCACUUUAGUUCCUGCGUUGCCCAGGGGAAGGGUGAGUGAGGAGGUGGUCUCUUUGGGUGCUCCAGUGACUCUGUACAGACUUGUACAUACCUGUGUAAAUGCAGAUUUGUACAAACCCUAUUGCUGUAAAAUAAACAGUUACUAAA